AUGCCUAUGUCUCUUCCAGUGAAUGCUGACUCCUGCUGGCCCAAAGAUGUGGGAAUUAUUGCACUUGAAAUAUAUUUUCCUUCUCAGUACGUUGACCAGACAGAGCUGGAGAAGUAUGAUGGUGGGAAUGGUGGCAAAUACACAAUUGGGCUAGGCCAGUCAAAGAUGGGGUUCUGCUCUGACCAGGAGGAUAUCAAUUCUCUCUGUUUAACUGUUGUUAAGAAGCUCAUGGAGAGGAACCGCCUUUCCUAUGAUUGUAUUGGGAGACUAGAAGUUGGAACAGAGACAAUAAUUGAUAAAUCAAAAUCUGUAAAGACUGUCCUGAUGCAGCUUUUUGAAGAAUCUGGGAAUAUGAAUGUAGAAGGAAUUGACACUAUGAAUGCAUGCUACGGAGGCACUGCUGCUCUUUUUAAUGCUAUUAAUUGGAUUGAGUCCAGUUCUUGGGAUGGACGUUAUGCACUCGUUGUUGCUGGAGACAUAGCUGUGUAUGCCACUGGAAAUGCCAGGCCAACAGGUGGAGCUGGUGCUGUUGCUAUGCUAGUUGGUCCAAAUGCUCCCUUAAGUUUUGAGAGAGGGUUGCGUGGAACGCACAUACAGCAUGCGUAUGACUUCUAUAAACCAGAUAUGGUCUCUGAAUAUCCUGUGGUUGAUGAUAAAUUAUCUAUACAGUGCUACCUCAGUGCAUUAGAUCGCUGCUAUACUGUCUAUCGCAACAAAAUCCAUGCCCAGUGGCAAAAGGAGGGGACAGACAGAUGUUUCACCUUGAAUGACUUUGGAUUCAUGAUCUUUCAUUUACCCUACUGUAAACUGGUACAGAAAUCUGUGGCUAGACUAUUGCUGAAUGACUUUCUCAGUGACCAGAACCCAGAAACAGCAAAUGGUGUUUUCAGUGGUUUGGAAGCUUUCAGAGAUGUAAAACUUGAAGAUACAUAUUUUGACAGAGAUAUGGAAAAAGCUUUUAUGAAAGCCAGUGCAGAGCUCUUCAAUCAGAAAACCAAAGAUUCAUUACUUGUAUCCAUUCAGAAUGGAAAUAUGUAUACCCCUUCAGUCUAUGGUUGCCUUGCCUCUCUUCUAGCCCAGUAA
Messenger RNA from Empidonax traillii (willow flycatcher), 1083 nucleotides. Its product is annotated as hydroxymethylglutaryl-CoA synthase, cytoplasmic-like. Bases 1 to 1083 code for a protein of 360 amino acids. Gene Ontology annotation, biological process: acetyl-CoA metabolic process. Gene Ontology annotation, molecular function: hydroxymethylglutaryl-CoA synthase activity. The record is from RefSeq and is a predicted model, not a curated record. Gene Ontology annotation, cellular component: cytosol. Lineage: Eukaryota; Metazoa; Chordata; Aves; Passeriformes; Tyrannidae. The transcript has 5 exons.